Messenger RNA from Lodderomyces theae, 537 nucleotides. RefSeq lists its product as uncharacterized. Bases 1 to 537 code for a protein of 178 amino acids. Gene Ontology annotation, molecular function: zinc ion binding; protein binding. Gene Ontology annotation, cellular component: cytoplasm. The transcript has a single exon. Lineage: Eukaryota; Fungi; Ascomycota; Pichiomycetes; Serinales; Debaryomycetaceae. The record is from RefSeq and is a predicted model, not a curated record.
AUGAAAGUCACCAUCAGAUUAUCCACCGAAUCAUCUUUUCAAGUCACAAUCCCCGACAACUCAACUGUUGAAGAUUUGAGAAAUAGCGUUAAAGUAGCAUCACCAUCACCACUUCCCAAAGAGUUCAAGUUGAUUCACAACGGUCAGAAACUACAACCUCAUAACGAAUCAUUAUCAUCCUUGAACAUAAAAGCUGACGACGACUCCAUUCAAGUCAUAUUGAUGGCACAAUCGACCGAUACACCACCAAUAUCGCCGCAAGCCUCAUCCGAUAACCUUGCAUUACCUAGUACUGCCACCACUACAUCUACCACGGUCAAAAAGACAAAGAAAAAGAACAAAUGCUCUUUCAAAUCAUGCAACUCCACGCCUUUGAGAAUGGUGGGCACUUGUUCACAUUGUCAAGGUAAAUUCUGUGCCAAACAUAGAUUAUUGGAAGAUCAUUUGUGUAUCGGUUUACAAUAUUGCAAAGAUGACGCUCAUGAGUCAAACGCAAUGAAGUUACAGAAGGAGAGUACCAUUGCUAGUAGGGUGUAG